AGCGCUGCUGUGCAACUUGAUCCUGCCGGGCUCUGCGGCGCUGCGUCCUGCGUCCUGCCACGCCGCGCCAUAUGGGGAGCGGAUAGAUCCACAGCAGGUCCUCACCGCCGGGACAUCCACAGGGGCAUGAUCAGGAGACAGGGUGCACCGCCUUCCUCCCUGGGCUGGACGCAUGAGGCACGCCAGCAGCUCCUGACAAAGCAGAGUGGGACGGAGAGAUGAGGGUGACGGGAAGCGCUGCCGGAGCUCACUGCGGUCUGCGUCAAACCUCCAGCAGAUGAUGAUGAGGAUGGUGAAGAUGAUGAUGAUGAUGAUGCCCUCUGUGGAUCCGAGAGGACUUUUCGGGUGCAUCCUGGCCGUGUGAACGCCCACUGCUGAGGGGAGUCCAUGUUAGUAUCUCGGGGUAAACACGCAGCGGGGGACAGCGGUGGUCAUCCCGUCUCCAGCAGCAUCUGCGUUGUGAGGAGGAAGUCGUCCUGUGGGAGCAUGCAGACAUAGGAAAACACUCCAUCUGCCGUUUCUUCACUCAAACCACACACAGCCACAUCCGGAUCAUUGGAUUUUGUUGUUUCACACCCCCCCCAACAUGAACUCGCUGUUUUUCUCAGAGGCGCCCCCGGGUCCCGCGACCAGCGCCCUGCGUAACGACCUGGGCUCCAACAUCCACGUGCUGAAGACCCUCAACCUGCGCUUCCGAUGCUUCCUGGCCAAAGUGCACGAGCUGGAGAGGAGGAACAAGCUGCUGGAGGGCCAGCUGCAGCAAGCCCUGCAGAAGACGCAGUACCGCCACCUGUACGCCCGGGAGGUGGCCGUGCAGACCGACGGCCCGGAGUCCCGGCUGCCCGGCACCAUCUGGAGCUUCACGCACGUCCGGAGGCAAGGGGAGCGCGUGGAGACCGUGCACGGGCCCGGCGUGACGUGGACGCACCCGGACGGGGUCGGGGUGCAGAUAGACACCAUCACCCCAGAAGUGAGGGCUCUGUACAACGUCCUGGCCAAAGUGAAGAGGGAGAGGGACGAGUACCGGAGAAAAUGGGAGGAAGAGCUGUCCAAACGAAAGCAGCUGGAGUCCACGGUGGAAACCCUGCAGCAGAGCGCCCAGGAGUCAGCGGAGAUCCGAGGCGAGCUGAGCGAGAAGGUGGACAGACUGAAGGCCGAGCUGGUGGUCUUCAAGAGCCUGAUGAGCGACCAAAUGACGGACCUGGACUCCAAGAUCCAGGAGAAAGCCAGACGGGUGGACAUGGACAUCUGCCGGCGCAUCGACAUCACGGCCAAACUGUGCGACGUGGCCCAGCAGCGCAACUCAGAGGACAUGUCCAAGAUGUUCAACGUCAGCCCGGUCAGAUCGCUGUCAGAGAAGGGGCCUGCACAGGGCGCUGUGGCCUGCUGCAGGAAGAAGGAGCGUAAAGUGGCGUCUGAUGAGGAGAACUCAGAGAUGGAUGCUGAGACGAGUCUUUCAGAGGAGGAAGUCCCCGGAUCGCUCAACAUCACAGACGAGAUGAAACGCAUGCUCAACCAGCUACAUUGUUCAGAUAACCCCUUUGUUGCCAGGCGCGAGACGUUCGAAAUCGACGACGACUGCGACAGCCUGACGUGGGAGGAGAACGAGGAGACGCUGCUGCUGUGGGAGGACUUCACCAACUACAACGUGCCGUUCAGCAUCGCCGCCGCCUCCACCUGCGCGGCCGCCUGCCCCGCCGAGGCCAACGGCGAGGCCCAGGACCCGGACUCCCAGGAUGGAAGUCUUGGCAGCCUCAUCGAUGAAACAGAGUCACUAUUUAAGACCAGAGAGCAGGAGUACCAGGAGACCAUCGGACAGAUCGAGAUGGAGCUGGCCACGGCGAAGAGCGACAUGAACCGCCACCUGCACGAGUACAUGGAGAUGUGCAGCAUGAAGAGAGGCCUGGACGUGCAGAUGGAGACCUGCCGCAGGAUGAUCAAGGGCGGCAGGAACUCCCCGUCCUUCAGCUCGGUGGCCAGCAGCGACUCAGGGAACACGGACGAGAUCCAGGACGAGAUCUCGGACAAAGAGGUCGAAGUCCCCGUCAGCUGAUGGCCGCACGGCCGGGCCCCCGGCCCGCCUCCCCUCGUCCCCCUCCGGUCACCGCAGGGUUUCAUUCCCUGCCUUUAGGAGAAAAAAAAAAAAAACAAACACAAAAAAAGGUGGACCAACUUCAAGCUGGGCCUGGUUGAGCUCAUGCAGUGCUGUUGGGCCCAGAACCGGUGCUUUUAUACACUUCCAGUUGUUUAGAAGGUGGAGGGAGGGCGUCUCUGCUUCACAAAGAGGAGGAAAAAAAAAAAAGAGGGCGAAUAAGGAAACCAAGCUGUGCUCUGUUCCUCACUGCUGCCUCGCUGGAUCCUCAUCCAGAGCUUCACAUCAUUUUCUGAAGAAAAAGAAAUAUUUUAAAUAGGCUGAGACGUAUUUUCUACCCUAUUGACAUCCUUUUUCUAGCGGAAUCGAACACGGGACUUAUUGUGCUCCUCGUUUGGAGGAUGGCUCAAAAUUUUUAAUGUUCAUUUCAGAUUGAAGCGGUUGAUGUUGUUGUUGUUUUCGCCCUGGUUUGCUGAAUGUUGUUGUUUUGUAGCAUCAGGUGAUCCAUUUGCAAUCCAAAUUAAACACCGAGUGGGAUUGAGGGUCUUCUGCCGAGGAGACAAAACCCGGUGGGGAUAAAUGGUGUUGGAGUUCUGGUGGUUUCUGAGGGAACUCUGCAGGGUUGCCAACGUUGAGGGAGGAAAGGAGCACAGCCCUUUUCGAUGCGUCGGUGCACUUACUCAAGUUCUAUGCAAUUCAGCUGUCCUCACUUUUGGACCGGCUCUCACCCUUCCUUGUUUCUCCUCCGACCAUUAGCCUUUGAAGCAAAGCAGGUGUUUUUUAUCAAUUCGUUUGUCUCCGGAACAAUCGUCGCGCGGGAGAUUUGUUUUUAACCAUGAACACGAAGACACAGACAGAAAAAAAAAAACUGGAACCGUGCCCCCGUAAUGUCUUAAAUUGUGGCAAUAAAUGUCAGGAUUUGCCCGAAACUUCUGCUGCUGAGGAAACAUGGUUCUCAUGGUCUUGUGCAGUCUGUUUGUGCACAUGAAAAACUAAACUACACACAAGGAAAUGUGUGUUUUGUGGAUCGUUUCUUUGUUGCGUUGAUGCUUCUUGAAAGCUUGAAUAUUUUACUUGUUAAUUCGUGAGGAACAUGCAUCUGUGGGAUGAGCAGCUGAGCUGGGUGAGGGAGUUUCAGCCAUGUUCAGCUGGAUGUUUCUUUGCUGCUGGGAUUGACUCGCCUUCAUGUUGUUUCUGAUGAUCGGAAAUGAUCAGGGAGUCAAAGGGUCAUCGAUGAAGAGCAGGGGUCAGAGGUCAGGGUUAAUAUUUACCAGUUAUUCCACUUCAUUCAAUUCAUCUGGAGCCACUUAACAUGAGGGUAAAACACAGAACGCAGAGUUCACGUAGUUUCUCUAAACACACAAAAACUGUUUCCUCAGUUUGAGUUCAAUUCGAAACAUUUUUUUCAGUUUUAGCUGUUUUGUGUGUGAUCUGUCGCUUCUGUUCCUUUUACCUGUGGUUUAAGAUGUUUUAGCAUCUUUAGCCAUUUUUUUCAAGCAAUUUAAUCUCUUUUAGCUGUUUUGAGUGUUUUUAGCUGUUUUAUUUUAAGCCUUUUUCACUCUCUUCGACAUUUUGACCAUUUUUUUCUUUUCCCCUUUUCUUGUGGUUUUAGCUAUUUUCAGUCAUUUUAGCUUUCUUAUCUUUUAAGUCAUUUCUAUCUCUUUGAGCUAUUUUAAGCAAUAUUUAUUUUAGCUGAUAAAAGCUGCUUGACUCAUUUAAACAUUUUGUCUGUUUUCUUCUUUUCAUCUUUUCCCAUGUUUAUCCAUUUUUAACUGUUACUGUUAUAUUUCUAAUCAGUAGUUUGUGGAAAAGAUGUGAAUUGUCCAGUAAACUGUCAUCAACAAAGAAAAGCCGUUUAUCAGAAAAAUGUGGCCAAACCAAAACCAAGAUACUCAGCUGUGCUGUUCAUCCCACAAAUGCAGGCUCCUGAUCAAUGUGGCACCAUAAUCAAAAUAAUCAGGCUUUAAAACAGAAUAAUACUCACUGCAAAGAAGCAUUAUUAUAUAAAAGAAAACAAGAAAAGAGAAGAUCUACCAAACACAAAGGUUCUUCAUUUUUUGUGCAGUUUAGUUACAGCUCAUUUGUUGAAUAAAAGCAAUCAAAUAAAUCAUCAAAACCAAAGGAUGCAGCGGCCAUCAAUGUGAUCAAUGCCAAUAACCUGAUAACUGCAUGUCAGAAUUUUGAACAUUUUAAAUGUAAUAAACUGAUAAUGUUUGAAUAACUUGCUAUUAAGAUAUUAUACUGUUGAUAUUAUUGAAUUAGCAAUAAAGAAUACUUUAAAAAUCAAUAACUGCAGCCAGUGAAGUAACAGCAUUUCACUUUUACACCUUUUGUGUAGUUUUCUUGUCAAAAAAAAUAAACAUAUAUUGCAGCACUAACAACUAUAGUUUACUGUUUCAUUACAUUAAUUUCAAAUCAUCACACUGUCGACUUUAUUACAUUUAAUGUGGCAAAAUGUAUUUGAUUAUUGGCUAUCAUAACAUUAUUGGUCGCUACAUUCCCUCAAAUCUCUCAAGCAAAACCAAAGGACGCAUCUUAAAAAGCUUCUCUUCACUUUAACAUGUUUUUAUUUGAUUUGAUUUGAUUUGAUUUGAGUGUGAGUUGUUUCUGAUUGAUUUCCUGCUGAGUCAGAACGGGCUGCGAACUCUGCUUCGUUUCUUUUCUCCUGAAUCUGGGCGAGAAGCGUCUGACUGUACAUAGAGGGCUGUCGGCAUGUGAUCGUACACCCCAGAGGCCUUUUUUCUUUUGGUGUAGGAUGCUCCAUUUGGCUGUGUGUCCAUUGAAUGAGCUCAGAAAGAAGUGAUGUUUUUUAGUCACCUCUUUGUAUUAUAACGUAUGUUCGGUUUGCUGGAUCAAAGAUUAAGUGCUACUUCAGUCUUGGAGUUUUACAGAUGCAGAAUGUUUAAAAUUCAAGCCUUUUGUUGUUUCAGCAUGCUUGAGGGGAGAAAAAGGAGCCAUGGGUCUUUUCUUUUCUUUUUAUAUAUAAAUAUAUAUAACAUAAUUAGAGUUUUCCCUGAAAAGCUGCAAUGCAGACUGCGCGCUAUGUUUUCAAUCAGAAACACUGUCUCUCCUAAUGACUAUUUAUGACAGACAAUGGCUUUUUUCACUGUUUUUAAUCAUUCUGUGUUCACCAAACACUGUGCUAUUGUCACCAUAUUUCACUUUCAUUACGUUUGCAGGAUUAUUUGACUUGUUUCAGGUCACUUUCUUGACCACACCAUAACAAAACUAAUGGAUUAUAUCAGACGAGAGCGAGGAGCGGCUUCACUCACUCAGAAAAUGUACUUUUAUCUUUAUGUUGAUAUAAAACCAGCUUGACUAGUAACAAAGAGCCAUUAUUUUAUUAGUACUGUACUAUUUAUGGACUGCAACAUCCAGGAGGAGCAAGUCCAGCAAGAAACCCGCAGUCUUUAUCUGUCCGUCACACUAACCAGCCGACCAAAGCAAGUGUCAGGAUCAGGGGUGUCAAACAUGAAGUCCGGGGGCCAAAAACAUUUGCGUUGGUAAAUCACCAUCAUUAGUGUUAAUAACAUGAAAACUGCAUUGUUUUUGUAAUUUCUAUGUACAGUGCAUUGGAAAUGCAAAAUUUUCCUGAAACUAAAACACAAAAAUGAUGAGUUUUCACAUGAAACGUCAUGCAAAUGGGGCCUUGUUACGUAUUAAUGUACACGUACAUACCAUCUGUGACCACCAGGCGUCACUGUAUGACAACAGAAAGCUGCUACAGUGCCACAAAAACUUACUAUACAACCGUAUUUCACAAAGAAAGUAAGCAAAUCACUGUCAAAAAUAAAAACCAACAAAGAAGAAUUUAAAAUGCCAAUUCUAGAAUAAACAUUAGAAAAUAGAAACAGAAUAGUGGAAAAGGGUCAGAGGAUGUGAGGGGAAAAGCAGAGAAACUGAUCAUGUAGUGAAUAAAACAGUGAAAGACAUUCAGAGCUGGAGGAACUAAUUCACAGACGUUUCAAGAACAGCAGUUACCGGAAUUUUGGUUGAAGGUGCACUUAAUAAAAGUGGCAGUGGAACUUAUUAAUGGUGUAUUUUUUGGCAGAUGCAACUCAUUUAUAGUGUGAUUAAUAGUUUGGAAAAUAUGCCAAUCAUAGGUUUUAUUUAAAAAAACAAAUAUUUUUCCAGCUCUUAAACUAGAAGAAAAAAAUGAUCCACUAUCAAGCUGUCAUUUUACUGGUGUUGCCAAAACCCAGAUGUUUCUGUAAGUGGCCCCUGAACUGGAGCGAGCUGGACACCCCUGGUCUACAGUAACGUGACAAAGAUGUAAAUCAAGCUAUGAACCCUACUAACUCUGGACAGAUGCAGUCUCUGUGGUUUGUUUUAUUUUAUUUUUUUUUUCCUUUUUUACCACACGUGUUAGUUUGCGGGUGGAGAAAAACAGUUGUUUUCCCAAGUCUGUCACUUGUGCAAACUGCUGGGUGUGUGUGUGUGUGUGUGUGUGUGUGUGUGUGUGUGUGUGUGUGUGUGUGUGUGAGAGAGUGUCUGUGUGUGUGUUUUCUCUCCACUCUCCCAUCACUCGCUGCAGGUUAAAGUCCACCUACAUCCUUCGCAACCCCUUCUUGUUGAAUGUAGCUUGACUGGAAGCAUCUUCUAAAGACCUUAAGAGUCGAAUUGAAGAAAAAUAAAGCUGAGCAAAAACAACAAAGACAUGUAGCUGUUAAAAACCCAGGGAUACAUGGCGUGCUGUUACUUCAUGGAGAACUUGGUAUGUUUUGCUUUACUUCCACAGGUUCUGAACCUGAACAACUUCCAGAUGUUAUGAGACCUAAAUGUAUGU
Salarias fasciatus (jewelled blenny) is the source of this 6878-nucleotide messenger RNA. It is a transcript of the gene iffo2b, whose product is annotated as intermediate filament family orphan 2b. Lineage: Eukaryota; Metazoa; Chordata; Actinopteri; Blenniiformes; Blenniidae. The record is from RefSeq and is a predicted model, not a curated record. The transcript has 8 exons. Bases 587 to 2053 code for a protein of 488 amino acids.